CGGGACUCAUUCUGUUUGAUUUAGAAUGUUCUACAUGUGUAGAUUCUGCAGACCUGUAUCUUGAUUGGUUUGAGAAUAACUGUCUCUGUGGUUUGUGGGUGUGUUUGGUAGGAUAUGCAGUGCGUGACAAUACAGAUGGAACCACCAACAGAAGAGCCAACACCUGCAGGAGGUAUUCGCAGCUGGCUAAGAGGAAUCUGGAACAGAUUUUGUGUCCAGCCAUCAAAUGAGAUGAAGCUGCCCGAUGAUAAAAAUCCAUCAAUAGUGUGGGAUCCAGAUAAGAAAAGGUGGACACAUGUAGAUGGAGAUGGAGGAGAUAGCUUGCCCCCACUACGUAGAGCCUCAGAACUCUCCAUAAUGGCACAGAGUGUGUAUCCUGCAUCUGGUUCAAAUGUGGACAGACUGACAGGGCCAGGGAGAGGUAGCAGUUCAAGAGACAUAAUAAUGGAGUACUACCGUGUUGUGUACAUUCAGGCAUGCUCUUACAUAGCUCCAGUCCUGUUGCCUAAUGAAUCGUAAUGAAGAGGAAAUCCUCAGCAGUAUUGAAGUUCGGCAUGUGAUGAGUGAUAUUUCGGCCCCAUUUUUCAGAUGUUAUGCCUUUGUAAUUCAACUUAUAAUAUUAAUAGUUAAUUAGAAUCUAUGCAUUAAAUGAUAUUUAUCAUUGAAACAAACACAUGAAUAUAAGCAGAUUAUAUGAUAAGCUGCUACAUAUUUGACCAUUUUUAUCAUUUUUAAGGUCUUCCAAAAUAUAAUCUUAAGGAAUAUGUUUUCAUAUCUGCAGGUGUGUCAUCACUUGACUUCUGUGGCAUUACUAAAUACAUGUAGGAAAAUGAACGCAGUUAGAACUCCAUUCUUCACUUCUGUAUCCUUCAGAGUAAGAUGCCCAACAUUCAGAAACAGUUCCUUUACAGUUUUGCAUCCACCUCAACUGUCAGCAAAUUACUUUAGUUGAGGUAACAUGCUUUGUUUUGUAUGGCACCAUGUUUUGACCUUCUCAGGAUUAGAAUGAGAAAGGGUGGAAAAAUAGAAAUAAAACGAAAAUGUUCAGGGGAUCAUUCUUUAGAAGGAAUUGUUCCUGAUAUAUAUCUUGGUGUUGAGGAAGGUUAAAAGAUCAAGAGUCAUGCCAAUCAUAAGUAGCAAAGUGAUAAUGCUGAGAGGCAGACAAAUGGUCGGUUGAAUAACUGCAAAGAAACUGCAGCUGAUACUCAAAAACAUGUGAGUUAAUACAUAAGAUAAAUGCAAAGUGAACACUUGUUAUAAUAAUGCUCGUAGAAGCAAACAGUGCUUGCUGACACAAUACACACCAUAUACUUGAUUAAGAGGGCAAUGUGUUUAGUAAUUUUUGUUCCUGACUACUCACUUGCUGGUCAGAAUUACCAUUCUGUCAGCAGAUGACUUUGUGGGUUGCCUCUCAGAAGCUUUAAGUGAUCAGGUAUUUUGGAUAUUAAUAUUGGUAUUUAGUAAAUGUCUCUCUGUAUUCAUUUUAAAUUCACUGAAGUGUUACAAUUUUAUGUUUCUUAGAAGAUCUGGAUGGAAGAACUUAAUAUGAUGAUGAUGUGUUACACUUUGUUCCCUCUAGAAAGAUCUGAAGACUUCCUGUUUGUUAGAUACUAAAAUGCAGUGAAAUCUAUGACCAAUAUGCUGGUGGUAAUAAUGAAUGGACAUUGCAAAAGGCAUCGUAAUGCUGCAUUGUGUCUUUACAUUUAUCAAAAUUAAGUUUUGAUGAAAUUACACUAAUUCCAGUACAGUCUACUGUCUUUUACAGCUAAGAGUUCUAACUCUGUGUUGCUGCUUCUCCAACUUGAACAUGCCUUUGCAAUUAUUCUCUCCUUGAGAGCCUUAAUUGCUUCUUCAUACUGAUGCCAAGUUUUUCAUAGUCCAGAUGCCUUCACACACCAGGCUAUGAAAUUAAUUACGUAUCGUGUCACAAUAAUAUGAAGAAUAAAUGCAGAUUAAUUUCCUGACAGCUUCUGCAAUACAUAAUAUAUGGGCGGGUGAUUCUUAAUUGCGUGCAUUUCAUUUAAGGAUUGUGUUCUACUCCUGAAUUCAAUCCAAGAUGAAACUCCUAUGACCAAGUGGUCACAAGUGCCUUUUUAGAGGGCGCAGCAAUGAAGCACCAGUUUUAAAGUAAUGUUGGGACAGGAAUAACUGAUGAUCCCAUAUCACCUUAUGUGUUAGUGUUUCAACUCUUAGCACACCUUAUUUACAUUUCCAACAGAAUUACCUCAAAUACUGUUGGAUGUGCCAUUGACAAUGUAACAAACUGUGUGGUUUACACAUGGUGAAGCUCCUGUUCAUUUUACCUGCAACAUAAAGCAGCUUUUGGACUCUCAUCACACACAUUGAUGGAUGAGAUGAACCAAAUUGAUUUUGUGGCUUCUGUGGCCUGAUUUUACACCUAUAAGCUUCUACCUGUUAGGAUAUAUCCACUCGGCCAGUCAAGUGCUAGAGACUACAAGUUGCAUUUGAGAAAUCACUAUUUCAAGCCAAGAAGUGGAGGAAAUAUGCUUUAACAUUGAAAUCAAUGUUCUUCUCCAAUUGCGCAGACAAUUAAAAAGCAAAAUUCUGACAAGGCUUUUCUUGGUCUAAUGUACAGAGGGACAUGUGUGGAACUUGCAGCAACCAUUCUAGGUGAUGAACAGUGAACUAUUUGUUAUUUUCAUAUUGAUGAUCUUUGCUAAAAGAUGUUUAUAAUAGGAAGACACAAUCAGCAUUCUAAUACACUGAAUUAAAACUCUGAGACACUUGUGUCCCUCUAUAACCUUAACAUAACAUUUUCUGCUGUCACAUUUUCUUCAAUACAAUGUGAGCUCUGGAAACAAAUUUGUAAGCUCAAAACUCUGUACAAGAAAAUAUUCUAAUCUGUGUUGUCAAAAAUAUAAAUACAUGAUGGGAGAAUGA
This is a messenger RNA of Zootermopsis nevadensis, 2901 nucleotides long. The record is from RefSeq and is a predicted model, not a curated record. Lineage: Eukaryota; Metazoa; Arthropoda; Insecta; Blattodea; Termopsidae.